GUCGUCACAACCACGCUACGCUCAAAAAGCGCCUUAUAAAUAAGCUCGCCCCUCCAAGCCCGAACUUGAAAUAUUUUUCCCUCUUCCGAGAAAGUUUCGCCGCGAAGCCGCGACCGUGCCCGCCCUCCGCCGCCGCCGCAAUGGCCGGUUUCGGAGCAGCUCCUGCCGGGAACCAUAACCCUAACAAGUCUUUCGAGGUGAUUCAACCUCCCAGUGAUUCCGUUUCGAGCCUCAGUUUCAGCCCGAGGACCAACCACUUGGUUGCUACUUCGUGGGAUAAUCAGGUACGGUGCUGGGAACUUACGAGGAACGGGGCUUCUGUAACUAGUGUGCCCAAGGCGUCGAUGUCACAUGACCAACCGGUACUUUGUUCAGCUUGGAAGGAUGAUGGAACGACCGUAUUUUCUGGAGGCUGUGAUAAACAAGCAAAAAUGUGGUCUUUAAUGUCUGGAGGUCAGCCAGUGACAGUUGCCAUGCAUGAUGCACCCAUUAAGGAGAUUGCUUGGAUCCCUGAGAUGAAUGUCUUAGUUACGGGAAGCUGGGACAAGACCUUGAAGUACUGGGACACAAGGCAGUCAAAUCCAGUACACACUCAACAGCUCCCAGAACGCUGCUAUGCACUUACAGUGAGACAUCCCCUGAUGGUUGUUGGCACUGCAGAUAGGAAUCUCGUUGUCUUUAAUCUGCAGAAUCCUCAGGCUGAGUUCAAGAGAAUUACUUCACCCCUAAAGUACCAGACAAGAUGUGUUGCAGCUUUCCCUGACCAGCAAGGUUUCCUGGUCGGAUCCAUCGAGGGGAGGGUUGGUGUUCAUCACCUGGAUGAUUCCCAGAUCAGUAAAAACUUCACAUUUAAGUGUCAUAGAGAUAACAACGACAUUUAUUCAGUCAACUCCUUGAAUUUCCAUCCAGUGUAUCAUACCUUUGCCACUGCUGGAUCUGAUGGUGCUUUUAACUUUUGGGACAAGGAUAGCAAACAAAGACUUAAGGCAAUGUCAAGAUGCAGCCAACCAAUACCUUGUAGCGCCUUCAAUAAUGACGGCACAAUAUAUGCAUAUUCGGUCUGUUACGACUGGAGCAAGGGGGCAGAAAAUCACAAUCCUGCUACAGCAAAGACCUAUAUCUUCUUGCACUCACCACAGGAAGCAGAGGUCAAAGCAAAGCCUCGGGUUGGAACAUCUAACCGGAAGUGAAGCUGCUGAUUAGUUUAAAAUAGGAAGUUUGAGGAAAUUGUGGCAGUGAAGAAAAUGGUGCUAUUCAUUUAUCAGAAAUUGUAGGAUAGGAAUGGUCCUUUCCUCUCAUUGUGGUUUUUUCAGUCAUAGUCAUCCAUUGUUGAUAUGUUUUUUUGUCAUUUUCAUGUACUAGUAACUUCUGCUGUCUCUGAUAGGCUAAGUUCUAUUCCCUGUAUGGGGUGGCGCUUAUUUCAGUAUUGUUUUUGUCAGGUCAUGUCUAUCACCUUGAUGUUUAAAGGAUGAAUACAUUUCGUA
Syzygium oleosum is the source of this 1484-nucleotide messenger RNA. RefSeq names its product protein RAE1. The record is from RefSeq and is a predicted model, not a curated record. The transcript has 11 exons. NCBI's taxonomy places the organism in Eukaryota, Viridiplantae, Streptophyta, Magnoliopsida, Myrtales, Myrtaceae. Gene Ontology annotation, cellular component: nuclear pore. Gene Ontology annotation, molecular function: RNA binding; ubiquitin binding. Bases 141 to 1190 code for a protein of 349 amino acids. Gene Ontology annotation, biological process: transcription-dependent tethering of RNA polymerase II gene DNA at nuclear periphery; RNA export from nucleus.